AUGUUAGCCCUGAUUCGAGAGGAUAUCGACGAACACGCGGAUCGAUGGAAAGAAGUACUCCGGGCACCAGCGAUGCGCCGCGAGUUUCUCGGACGCGCGCCCGAUGAUGAUGACGCGGUCGUGAAGGCGUUCGCUCAUCACAACCGGGAGUCUGCCCUGAAGACCAAGCCCAAGGGCUACGAGGCUGACAAUCCCAACAUCCUUCUGCUCCGGCUGCGCAGUUUCACCGUCGGCCGCCCCAUCGCGGACGCAGAGAUGCUGGCGCCAGAUGCGCAGGAGCGCAUUGCUGCCCUGAUUGGGGCGAUGGAACCGUUGGUCAGUAGCUGA
This is a messenger RNA of Penicillium argentinense, 327 nucleotides long. RefSeq lists its product as uncharacterized. The record is from RefSeq and is a predicted model, not a curated record. The coding region runs from base 1 to 327 and encodes 108 amino acids. The transcript has 2 exons. Lineage: Eukaryota; Fungi; Ascomycota; Eurotiomycetes; Eurotiales; Aspergillaceae.